GGUGUUUGGCGCAGGCGCAUUGCCGCACGAUGGCGGCGGGUCGGUGGCGGCCGCGUCCUUGAGCAUCAGCGGCGGCGGCGAUGGCUCGGCUCGCGGACUACUUCCUGGUUGUGGGCUACGACCAUGAGAAGCGCGGGAGUGGUGAGUGUCAGGGACGUAUCAUCCAGCGGUUCCCAGAGAAAGAGUGGGAGGACAGCCCAUUCCCCCAGGGCAUUGAACUGUUCUGCCAGCCCAGUGGGUGGCAGCUCUUUGCUGAGAAGAAAUCACCAAUGUUCUUUGUAGCCGUUCUGACUGACAUCAACUCCGAGCGUCAUUACUGUGCCUGCUUCACCUUCUGGGAAGCAGUGGACAGCUCACAGAGGAACCAUGUGAGUGAUGCUGGUGAUGGUGAGGGCUCGGGCGUGGCACAGACGGUGCCAGUGUUUGCUCCGCGGAGCCUGGUGAUUGUUUCACGGCUGGACCACACAGAGGUGUUCAGGAACUGUCUGGGGCUGUUCUACACGAUCCACGUGGAUGGCCUGAAUGUUGCCCUGGAAACGGUGGUUGGGAACCUGCUGACGAGCUUCAUACCUAUCACAGGGGGGUCACAGAGGACGGUCUCACUGGGAGCAGGCGAUCGGCAGGUUGUACAGACGCCCAUCAACGAUGCCCUGCCCGUCAGUGGCUGCAGUGUCGCACUGCUCUUCAAACAGCUGGGGAUUAACAACGUGUUGGAUUUGUUCUGUGCUGCCCUGACUGAGCAUAAAAUCCUCCUGCUGUCGGCCAGUUACCAGCGGCUGACUGACGCUUGCCGGGCAUUACUUGCACUGAUGUUCCCACUCAGAUACAGCUUCACGUACAUCCCGAUUCUCCCGGCACAGCUGCUGGAGGUGCUCUGCACUCCCACCCCCUUCAUCAUCGGCGUUCACUCCGGCUCCCGGCCAGAGAUGCAGGACCUGUUAGAUGUGAUUGUAGCGGAUCUGGAUGGAGGAACCAUCACAAUUCCAGAGUGUGUCCAGAUCUCAGAGCUUCCACAACCUCUUCUCCAGCAGACACAGAACUCACUGUCCAUGGUAAUGGACCCUGAAUUAGAAUUUGCUGAUUUUGCUUUCUCCCCGGCCUCCCUGUCCGUUUCCUCAAUGAAAUUCCAGGACAAGGAGAUACGGGCUGUGUUCCUGCGCUUGUUUGCACAUCUGUUUCAAGGCUACCGUUGGUGUCUUCACAUGGUCCGAAUCCACCCAGAGCCAGUGAUUCACUUCCACAAGGCAGCCUUUUUGGAACAAAGGGGGUCGUUAGACAAUGAGUUUCUGACUCGAGUUCUGGAAGGAAUGGCCUUUGCCGGCUUCAUCUCGGAGAGAGGAUCUCCCUACCGACCCACCGACCUGUUCGAUGAGUUGGUCGCAAAUGAAAUUGAAAGGAUCAGGUCGGAGGAUGGAAAUGCUCAGAAAAUGCAGAAACAUGUGAAGGAAUUAUCAGAACAUCUUCACCGCAAUGAGAACCCUUACCCCGUGGUGGCCAUGCACAAGGUGCAGCGACCAACUGAGGGCUCUCAUCUGCGAGCCCAGGGCAGGAGCUUUCCUCACCUGGACGAGGGCACUGUGCAGUGGAUCAUCGACCAGGCCUCAGCUAAACUCAAAAGCCAGGCCCCCGCAGUCCGUGUGGAGGUGAAUUCCCCGGUGCUGGCCGGACCCGCAAAUGCUGCUGUGACAGACAGGAACAGCCACGUUCUGUCCAACUGUGCUCGGAGGUUAGAGGUCGUCAAGAACUGCAUCGCCUACAUAUUCGACAACAAGGUGUUAGAGGCCAAGAAGUUGCUGCCAGCGACGUUGAGAGCCUUAAAGGGUCGUGGAGCCCGAAUGUGCCUAACACACGAGCUGAAUCUCCACGUGCAGCAGAACAGAGCUGUGCUCGAACACCAGCAGUUUGACUAUGUCGUGCGGAUGAUGAACUGCACUUUACAGGACUGCACGCCACUGGAUGAACAUGUGAUAGCUGCUGCAAUGCUUCCACUGGUCACCGCUUUCUGCAGAAAGCUGGGCUCAGGCAUUACACAGUUUGCAUACAGCUGUGUGCAGGAACACCUGAUCUGGACUAACCUGCAGUUCUGGGAGGACAUGUUUUACAGUGACGUCCAGAACCACAUCCGCGCUCUGUACCUGGAGAUCAGCGACACAGCUCCACCUGACACGGAGAUGUCAGCGCUGGAGGUGGCAGCUCAGCAGCUGAGACUGUGGCCGACACUGAGCCGGGAGAAGCAGCAAGAGUUUAUACAGAAAGAGGAGAGCACGGUGUUCAGCCAGGCCAUUCAUUAUGGCAACCGUCUCAGCUACUUGCUCCUCCCCCUGGACACAAGCCGGAACCGUCUGCUCCGCACCUCGGGCAUCGCAGACGUGGAGAGCGUCAGCAACAGUUUUGUCACUAAUAGUAUUGCAGGUAGUGUAGCAGAGAGCUAUGACACGGAGAGCGGCUUUGAGGAUGCUGAAAGCUCGGAUGUAGCAAAUUCCGUUGUGCGAUUCAUCAACAGGUUUGUGGAUAAGGUCUGCACAGAGAGCGGAGUCACUAACGAUCACCUCAAGUCCCUGCACUCUAUGAUCCCAGACAUUGUUCAGAUGCACAUUGAGACGCUGGAUGCAGUCCAGCGUGAGAGCAAGAGACUCCCAGCCAUACAGAAGCCCAAACUGCUGAGGCCAAGCCUGCUGCUGGGGGAGGAGCUGGUGAUGGAGGGGCUGAGGGUGAUCCUCAUACCUGACGGCCGAGAGGAGGCAUCUGGGGGGGCCUUGGGAGGUCCCCCCAUUCUCCCUGCUGAAGGGGCCGUCUUCCUCACAACCUAUCGAAUCAUCUUCAAAGGCGUGCCCAUCGAAACACUAGCUGGAGAGCAGACUGUGAUUCGCUCGUUCCCCAUCGCUUCUCUCACCAAAGAGAAGAAAGUGACGAUGCAUUCGCAGGCAGAGCAGUAUCUCCAGGAUGGCUUCCAGCUUCGCUCCUGUACCUUCCAGCUGAUCAAAAUUGCCUUUGAUGAAGAGGUGGCACCAGAUCUGGCAGAAACGUUCCGAAGGCACAUUCACAAGCUGCGUUACCCACCACAUGUCCACGGUACCUUUGCCUUCACCGUGGGGCAGUCGCCAAAGCAAGUGGUGGAACCCAAACAAAAGGAAAAGAAUCCGUCACUAAAAACUCUCUCAAAGAACCUGAUGAAGAACGCCAAGAAAACGAUGGGCCGUCAACACGUCACCAGGAAGAAAUACAUCCCCCCGGUCUGGGGCGCCAGCCAGCCUCCCCGAGAUCCUGACGAUAUAUCAGAUGAGCUGGAGCCCAGUGCUAUGACCCUCUCCAGCACCAUCCGAUCCAGUGAGAAAUCCACGAUGAACCAUGUGGUGGAGAAAGCUUGUUGCCGUGACUACCAGCGGCUUGGUCUGGGCACACUCAGCAGCAGCCUCACCAGGUCCAAGAACGAACCAUUCCGAAUCACCACUGCCAAUCGCAUGUACACGGUGUGCAAGAGCUACCCUGGGCUCCUGAUCAUCCCACAGUCUAUCCAGGACAGCACUGUUCAGCGCAUUGCCCGCUGCUACCGGCAGAAUCGCUUCCCUGUUAUCUGCUGGAGGAAUUCCCGCACAAAAGCCCUGUUACUGCGCUCUGGGGCUCUGCACGGCAAGAGCGUAGUGGCUCUCUUCAAAUCCCAGAACUCCCCCGCAGCAGGUGCAUCACAGACUGAUUCCACCAGUCUGGAGCAAGAGAAGUACCUUCAGGCCAUCGUUAACUCCAUGCCUCACAGCACGACUGGUCGCAACACACUCAGCGGCUGUGCCUCAGCCUACAUGGGUAGCUCAGACUCAGGGGAUAAGCAUCGGCAGCCGAAGAUCGGGCAGCUGAUGAAGCAGGUGAUGGGGGGGAAGGAAGAUUCGUCUCAGACGUUCAGCCGCGGAGGAAAGUGGGGCAGUAUCCGGGGCAGUGGGCGGCUCAGCACAUACACACUCAAUAUGGACGUGGGCACCCGUCUGGCGGGAAAGGAGACGUCAGGGGCACAGCCCAACGGAUCUCCAGCCGACACCCAGCUGUUCAGGCAGCACAGAGCAGCUCUCUACAUCAUCGGGGAGAGGGCGCAGCUCAAGGGAGUGAAGCAGGAUCCACUGCUGCAGUGGGAGUUGGUUCCCAUCGAAGUCUUUGAUAUCCGGCACGUCAAGGCCAGCUUCAAAAAGCUCCUGAAGGCAUGUGUGCCGAGUGCCAGCAGCUCUGAGCCCAACCUCUCACACCAUCGCUCCCUGGAGGACUCUGAGUGGCUGACACAGGUACACAAGUUGCUGCAGGUCUCUGUGCUGGUGGUUGAGCUGCUGGAUAAUGGUUCCUCGGUGAUGAUCAGCCUGGAGGAUGGAUGGGACGUCACUACCCAGGUGGUUUCUCUGGUGCAGUUGCUAUCAGACCCGUACUACAGGACUAUGGACGGAUUUCGGCUGCUGGUGGAGAAGGAAUGGAUGUCAUUUGGACACCGAUUUAGCCAGCGAAGUGCCCAGACUGUAAGCAGCCAAAACAGUGGCUUCAUCCCCGUCUUCCUGCAAUUCCUGGAUUGUGUUCACCAGAUCCACCUGCAGUUCCCGAUGGAGUUUGAGUUCAGUCAGUAUUACCUGCGGUUCCUGGCCUAUCACUACGUGUCCAGCCGCUUCCGCACCUUCCUGCUGGACUCGGAUUACGAGAGAAUUGAACUGGGGCUAAUAUAUGAAACGAAAGGAGAUCGAGUGAACAGGUCGCUCUGGGAUUAUAUCGAGAAGCUCAAUAAGAAAACACCCAUCUUUUUCAAUUACCUGUACUCUCCCGAGGACGCUGAGGUACUGAGACCCUACAGUAACAUCUCCAACCUGAAGCUGUGGGACUAUUACACACACGAAACGCUGUCAGAGGGGCCACCGUAUGACUGGGAGCUGAUUCACGGGCGCAGUGAGCAGGGCAUUGACGGGGAGCGAGCAGACAGUGGGGCCUCACACACACAACGCUCCAUUGUGUGGCCAUGUUACCACAACCAGCACAAGACAGAGCCAGACGCCAUCACCAAACUGUUAGAGGAGCUGCAGGUGCUGGAGACUGAGCUGGGGCAGGUGCCGGAGCGGUGGAAAGAGACGUGGGACAAGAUCAAAGCAACACAGCGGCCAGAGAGCAGACCAGAGAGCAGACACUUGUCUUCAAGUUCUCUGCUUACGUCCACGAACCUGUUUGCGCGGCGAUCGCUGGGUGUGUUUCUACAUGAGACGGCAGCAGGUUCCAGCCUGAACCUGAGUCUGGACAACGACGGGGUCUCAGUCAGCACCAACACCAGCGGCCCCAGCAGCAGGAAGAGCACGAGCACCUUAUAUAGCCAAUUCCACAGCUCGGAGAGUGAGCACAGGUCCUACGAGGGAACUGUUUACAAGAAAGGAGCAUUACUGAAAGCCUGGAAACCUCGUUGGUUUGUCCUGGAUAAAACCAAACAUCAGUUGAGAUAUUACGACAGUAAGUCGGACACUGAGGUUAAGGGGGUUGUGGACUUGGCUGAGGUGGAGUCGGUGACCUCGGGGUCAGCAGCAACCGGAGCUCCUAAAGGCAUGGAGGAGACGGCCUUCUUUGACCUGAAGACCACAAAGAGAGUUUACAAUUUCUGUGCCCAGGACGGGGCUCGGGGCCAGCGCUGGAUCGAUGAGAUACAGAGCUGCCUGUCAGAUGCCUGAGCAGUGCAGAUAUUGACUGCUCACAGCUCAGUGACAGCCUCACUCGAACACAGACACACUGGACAGUGUGACGAGGCUCGAUCCUUACCCACAGACUCGGCUCCUGGUUUACAGGAGACUUUCCAUUUCAGGGUAAAGAGCUGCUCAGAGACCAUCACUGAGUUACACAGGAAUGUCCUGGUCUCCACCAGCCUCCAACCCUCUCACCGAGGACUCCGCCCCUCUCACCGAGGACUCCGCCCCUCACACUGAGGACUCCGCCCCUCUCACCGAGGACUCCGCCCCUCACCAAGAACUCCGCCCCUCUCACUGAGGACUCCGCCCCUCACCAAGAACUCCGCCCCUCUCACUGAGGACUCCUCCCACUCUCAGUAUUUAAUGUGGAAAUAUCAAACAUGGCACACAUGUCCUGGGCCUGAUACCAUGUGAGCACCGUGUACCCAAACCCUAUACACAGCCCCAGGGUACAGUUUAUUGCCUGUGUCACAUGUUUAGAAUAUAUUGAAAACUUGCGCUGUUUAUUUUAAUAACAGACAACAAAUAUUUUUACAAAAAUGAUAAGCUGUUUGAGAGGCUCUUGUGCUCUCAGAGCAGCGGAUGCAUUUCUAUAUAGAUCAUUGCAGCCAGUGAGAGCAGGAGGGGGUUAAAGGCUGUGAAGGCAGGAGAGGGUUAAAAUAUUUACUGAGCAGCUUCUGAAUCCAGAAUUCUCUAAACCACUCGAGUUGUUCACACUGUCAGUCAGUCAGUCAGGCUGUUACACUGUCAGUGGGGGAGGAUAAUGAGGGAUGUAUGUUUGUGAUUAGUUCUGUAUUAACUUAUGCAAAGGGAGGGUUUGCCUUGUUUACAAAGCCACGUGAUGUGUUCUGUGCAGUCAGAGGUGUCUCCUUUCAGAGCCUGGGACAUUCCCCCCCCACCCCCAUCCCCUCCCAAACUCGGCACAGGUACCUGCUACAACUUCUGACACUUGUGUAAAUAUCAGACACCGUUCCUGCACUUUAAACCAUUUCCCCAACCCGUGACCCAACUACUGUAACCUCCCUCAUCUCUCUUGUAACCUCCUCCUGCCCCACUCCCUCACCCUCAGCCUCGCCCCCUCACCCCCAGCCCUGACCCUCUCACUCAUCCCUACCCCUCUUCUCCCCCCCCCCCGUCCCAAUUAUACACCCCCACUGCCCUCAUCCUUCCAGUUUGUGGUUUAGCCCAUGUGGUAUUUUGCACGUUCAGCUUCCAUGUGGCCUCUCGGAGGGACAGGACGCUGAGUAACCAUUUGCACUGUUCCCUCCCUUGGACGAGUUCUUUAUUUUUAAUAAUAAUUUUAAGGUGAAUAUUUCCUGUUCAAUAUAGCUGUCAUGCACAGGGUUGCAGCUUAGUUAGCAAUAGUUUGGCUUCUUACUCUGGAAUUUGUUCUGUAUUUUAAGGAUGUUGCUUUGUACCCAAGGACUGAGCCCCCCCGCCUCCCCCCGGCCUGUUACAGCUAAAGACUACAAUCUUCAUCACCGUGCUUAAAGAGUAUGCAAACCAGAAGAAGAGUUCAACGUAUGAAUGCCACCCAUGCAAGGAAAUCUUCCUGUGUCUGGAAUGGAAUGGUCACUCUCUCUCCCUGGAAAGACACAUCCAGGUUACCUAAUUUUGAACAGUAUUAGGUGCAGGUUGGUGAGAGCCAAGGCUGGGGGGGGAUCCCAGAGUGUGGGUUGGGGUAACUGCUGGUAUCUAACCAGCUAAAAUCACACAUAGUUUGCCAUAGAGAGUGCUGUCUGGUCAAGCGUUCCCACUGCUUGUCCAGCUAGGACCACCCUACUAGUUACUAGUUUGGCUGCAGGGUUUAUGAGCUGAGCGGGAAGAAUCCCUGUCCCCAGGGACUGGUCUACCCUUUCAAGUCCUGCCGAUGGGCCAGGCCGGGCGGUGGUGUCAACAACAGUGAGUGCCCUGGAAUACUACGGACCCACCUGGCUCAGGAACUGGACUAGAUACCAUCAUAGAGGGUGUUCUUGAUUCUGAUGUUAAGUUGCCAGGCAAGUCACCUUGUAGGUAGUUCAGCUCCACCCUGUGUAUGUAACCCCCCCUCCCUGCCCCCCGGAGGAGUCACCAGUUGGUCACCACCUCAACCCCAUUAGCUGUAAUCCUCAAUUCUUUCUCAGAAAGCAGCAGCAACUCUGAGGUCAGAGGCUGGUCUCUGUGAGACCCAGAAACCCCUUCAGCAGUUGCCAGGAACGGAGGGUCUUGGUUUUCCCCUGGACGUGUGUGGGAGGCACAGGUGAGAGAAUUGACUGCACAGACACAUUGUGAUGGAUGGGUAUUUCAGCAGUGUUGUAGUCAGGGUUUGCUGUUGCAGCAGAGAACAGUCUGUAUAUACUUUAAUCUGAAAGCUUCAUAGAUCCAAUGUACAGUUCAGAUCGUCGCCAAUUGUUCUGCAUCUGAUGUAUUUGUGUCUUUCUAGUUCUCUAUAUUUGAAGAAAACAAAUGUCUGUGACCGUGA
Messenger RNA from Callorhinchus milii (elephant shark), 8151 nucleotides. It is a transcript of the gene sbf1, whose product is annotated as SET binding factor 1. The transcript is spliced from 41 exons. The record is from RefSeq and is a predicted model, not a curated record. The coding region runs from base 81 to 5675 and encodes 1864 amino acids. NCBI's taxonomy places the organism in Eukaryota, Metazoa, Chordata, Chondrichthyes, Chimaeriformes, Callorhinchidae.